Messenger RNA from Cynara cardunculus var. scolymus (artichoke), 1551 nucleotides. RefSeq names its product histone deacetylase 8. NCBI's taxonomy places the organism in Eukaryota, Viridiplantae, Streptophyta, Magnoliopsida, Asterales, Asteraceae. The coding region runs from base 74 to 1270 and encodes 398 amino acids. The transcript has 3 exons. The record is from RefSeq and is a predicted model, not a curated record.
UGCGCGAUUCGCUCCAGACGCAAUCUAAUGUUGUGUUAGAGGUUUGUCUGACUCUCUCUCUCUGCCCAUCACCAUGGCAGACCAGCAGCAAGAGCACCAACGCAAAGGUCCUCCCCUUCAACAUUCAUCAUCUUCUCCAUCGCCAUCUACGGAUCACAUAAACGUAUUCUGGGACGACGGUAUGCUGGACCAUGAGACCGGCAAAGGAGUGUUCGAUACCGGAAUGGACCCUGGUUUUCUGGACGCACUCGAAAAGCAUCCCGAGAACGCCGAUAGGAUCAGAAACAUGCUCUCCAUCCUCAAAAGAGGUCCUAUUUCCCCUUUCAUUUCAUGGCAUCCCUCCAGGCCUGCUCUACUCUCUGAAUUGCGCUCUUUCCAUACUCCAGAAUAUAUCGAUUCCCUACUCGAAGCAGAUAAAAAGGGAGGAAAAACAUUUUGUAGUGGGACAUUUCUGAAUCCUGGAUCAUGGAAUGCUGCACUUCUAGCUGCUGGCACUACACUUUCAGCAAUUAAAUAUAUACUUGAUGGGCAUGCGAAAAUGUGUUUUGCACUGGUUAGGCCUCCUGGUCAUCAUGCUCAGCCUACUCAAGCUGAUGGCUAUUGCUUUCUAAACAAUGCCGGCCUUGCUGUUCAAUAUGCUUUGGAUUCUGGUUGUAAGAAGGUUGCCGUUAUUGAUAUCGAUGUUCAUUAUGGGAAUGGAACCGCAGAGGGAUUCUACCACUCUGACAAAGUUCUUACCAUUUCCCUGCAUAUGAAUCAUGGUUCGUGGGGGACAUCUCAUCCUCAAAGUGGAACUAUAAAUGAGCUUGGUGAGGGAGCAGGAUUUGGCUAUAAUCUGAAUCUACCCUUACCAAAUGGAACAGGGGACAAGGGUUACAAGUAUGCAAUGACAAAGGUGGUUGCCCCUGCUGUUAGAAAGUUUGAUCCAGAUAUGAUGGUUUUUGUUGUUGGCCAAGAUUCAAGUGCUUUUGAUCCAAAUGGAAGACAAUGUUUGACAAUGGAGGGUUAUAGAGACAUUGGGCAGAUAGUUCGCAAUCUAGUGGAUGAUCACUGCAAUGGACGCAUCUUAAUCGUGCAGGAAGGCGGAUAUCAUAUCACAUACUCGGCUUAUUGUCUUCAUGCAACUCUCGAAGGUGUGCUCAAUCUUCCAUGUCCUCUUUUAUCUGAUCCCCUUGCUUAUUAUCCUGAAGAUGAUGCAAUCGCUGUUAAAGCUAUUGAAUCAAUGAAACACUACCAAACACAGGCUGUAUCGUUCCUAAGAGAAACCUAACCAUGAGCUUUUUCUCUACACAUGAAAUGGAUAGCAGGUAUUCUUGUCAUACUUGUAGUUAUAGAUGGCAAAAUGGUAAACCUGCUGCGCCCUUAACCCAUCCCAGUUCUGGUCCCUGCAACCUUUAAGUUGUAACCGGUCCUAGUGGUGGUUCAGUUGCUUUUCCAUUCAGCCAUAGGGACUUAGCAGUCUGAAUGGAUUAGGCCAAAUUGUUGUUCGAUGGUUGUACUAAAUAAAUGAUUUGAAUAACAUAAAUGACUAUUUUAUCUUUCUGUUACCGG